Actinia tenebrosa (Australian red waratah sea anemone) is the source of this 1015-nucleotide messenger RNA. RefSeq names its product alpha-1A adrenergic receptor-like. Gene Ontology annotation, molecular function: G protein-coupled receptor activity. Gene Ontology annotation, biological process: G protein-coupled receptor signaling pathway. The record is from RefSeq and is a predicted model, not a curated record. NCBI's taxonomy places the organism in Eukaryota, Metazoa, Cnidaria, Anthozoa, Actiniaria, Actiniidae. Gene Ontology annotation, cellular component: plasma membrane.
UAAGGAUCCUCCAAUAGUUGCUACCACUUAUUUACAAAACAAUUGAAGUAUGGCGAACGAUCGAACAUCGGUGGAAGGUCAGAUAGGGUUGAUUGCUGUCAUCAUACUUGCAGUUGUCAAUGUCCUGUUCGGUGUCAUUGGUAUCAUUGGCAAUGCAGUCACUUGCUUGGCUGUGUGGAAAAACCCUCUUCUGCAAGCAGGAGUCAACUUCUGCAUCGUCAGUCUUUCUGUAGCAGAUCUUCUGGUCUGUGUCUUCACUCAGCCUAUUUAUGUCCUCAGUUUGAUUGGUUUUACCAGCAAGCACUUUAUGGUCUUCUACUAUAUUGUUACUUCAACAUCGCUCUAUGCAUCGCUCAAUAAUCUUCUCUUAAUGACCGCAAAUCGAGUAGUUGCCAUCUUCUAUCCAUUGAGAUACAAGUCCAUUAUGUCCAAGAGGAAUGUCCUGUUUUGUAUCGGUUUCAUCUGGGUCCUGUCAAUAAUCGAAGGUGUGCUGCGAACAUUGACUAUUUUCAAACAGUUCACCCCUCAUAUCAGGAUCUGUGCCGUUUUACUGUUUAUUUCCAUGUAUGCCAAAAUCUUCCACGUGUCUCAAAAGCAACGAAAAAUGAUCGUUCGCCAAGCCAAGUCACUAACUUAUAAUUAUAAACUUGCAACGAUCGAUUUCGAGAACAGAGCGUCUAAGACAGCCUCCAUCAUCGUUAGUUCCUUCGUUAUCAGCUUCUUGCCGAUAACGCUGUUACUAAUGAUCGAUUCAUCCAACAAACUUGCAGUUGAAAUUUGUUUCACUAUAAUGUGCUGUUCCUCGGCAAUAAACCCUGUGGUCUACGCCUGGAGAAAUCAAAGAUUCAGAUCUGAGGCAGUUAACCUUUUUCGCCCUCGUAGUAGGAGAGUCGCUCCUUUGAGCAGCUUGUCUCAGCUUAACAGCCAGGAUAUCACUUCACGGGGGUUGGAUCCGAACGCUCUCAAUAAGACAUUCGACAACAUAGCCGUAUUUACAAGCUAUAGGGCACUGUGA